Nannospalax galili (Upper Galilee mountains blind mole rat) is the source of this 2131-nucleotide messenger RNA. Its product is annotated as melanoma-associated antigen 10-like. The record is from RefSeq and is a predicted model, not a curated record. Gene Ontology annotation, cellular component: nucleus. Lineage: Eukaryota; Metazoa; Chordata; Mammalia; Rodentia; Spalacidae. The transcript has 4 exons. Bases 807 to 1727 code for a protein of 306 amino acids. Gene Ontology annotation, biological process: negative regulation of transcription by RNA polymerase II.
CUUAUGCCUCUAUUCCUGGGGACUGUGAAUAGGAGGCAUUUUUCCAUAUAUAUGGAAGGAAAGAGGGAUGUGUGGCUUGCAAGGAGAAAGCAGAACCUGAGAUUGCACUGUAGAAGCAUUCCUCCUGGUAGAGGGACCCCAGAUAAUAUAACCACCAGACAAUGGACCACAUGGAGACAAUGAUCCCCUUCAGCCCCCUAUCCAGAGACUCUGCCCAGAGGAGCAAGCAAUUUCAGAUGUUCCCAGAGAGAAGGGAGUAAGAUUUUAUUGUCAGUCGAGGUCAGAGCUGGGAGUGAAUCAUGAAAGCCCCACCCCAGAUAAACAGGGUACAGUGUCCUUUUGACAGUGCUUUUGAGCCAUUGAGCCCUCCCCAUACUUUCACAUCUACAUCUGAGGACUCGUGGUACUUAGUGCCAAAUUGUAAGCUUCCUGGGCAUUAGAGGAUGCCUUUGUGCUGACUUCCAGAAAUUACACCCUUUUCACAUUUCAACAACCAGAUCUGGAGACUUUCGGGCUCGAAGCCAUUUUAUAAGUUUCCUGGAGUGGAGACAGCUGUGCCGCCAUUUCCAAGCAGAGGGACUUGUGGGACACUCAGAGCCAUUUUGUGAAGUUCUUGGAGGUGAGACAGCCACACUGCCUUUUCUGAGUAGAGGAAGGUGAGGCUGUGGACUGUGUAUCAUAGAGCAGCAGAAAGAGCCAAGUCUGGUUACAGAGGGACGUGUCCAGUAUCUGCUAGCCAUCCAGGUCUGUGAAUCCUCUUCCUUGUGAGCUGCACACUUUCCUGUCUGCUGUUCCUAAGGAAAGUCAUGAUGCAUCAUACUCGGGAUAGCCGGUACAGAAAUCUUCAGGAUGGCUCUCAGUCCCAAAGGGGGGUGAGGGGCCUGGAUAGUGCCCAGGUCCCCAUGGUUGAGGAAGCAGAAAUGAUUGCCACCACAUCAAGGGAGCUGUCUGAUGGAGGAACACCAGGUUCUUCCCAGAGUUCUCUGAGGGCCUCUUCUCCACCUAUGGUCAUGGGUCCCAAUUCAGGAAGACCAUCAGAUGAAGCCUCUCACAAUGAAGUAGAGGAACACGAAGAACCUGUGCCCUCAAUGCAUGAUGCACUAAAACUAAAGAUAGUUGAGUUGGUGUAUUUCCUGCUCCUCAAGUAUCAAAGGAAGGAGCUGAUCACCAAGGCAGAAAUACUGGAUAGUGUCAUCAGAGAUUAUGAGGAGCACUACCCUGUGAUCUUUAGUGAGGCCUCUGAGAGCCUAAAACUGGCCUUUGGGAUUGAUGUGUUGGAAGUGAACCCCCUUAUCCACACCUAUGUCCUUAUCAGUUCCUUGGGGAUCACCUAUGAUGGGAUGUAUCAUGGUGCCCUGGGCAUACCCAAGACAGGCCUUCUAAUAAUGUCCCUGUGCAUUAUCUUCAUGGAGGGCAACUAUGUCAGUGAGGAGAGGUUCUGGGAAGUGUUGAGUAAAAUAGGGAUGUAUGAUGGGAGGAAUCACUUCCUAUUUGGGGAGCCCAGGAAACUCUUUACUAAGAAUUUUGUGCAGGAAGGGUACCUGGAGUACAGGCGGGUGCCUGAGAGUGAUCCUCCUCGAUUUGAGUUCCUGUGGGGCCCAAGAGCCCACGCUGAAACCACCAAGAUGAAAAUCUUGGAAUUUUUUGCAAGUGUAGCUAGGAGUGAUCCCAGGUCCUACCCUGACAGAUAUGCAGAUGCUUUGAGAGAUGAAGGAGAGAGGGCCUAGGCCAGAAUUGCCCAGCAGGCAUUGAUGCUUAGAAUAGUGCAAGUUCAAGAUUACUAGCAGCUUUCAGGUAACAUAGGUAGAGCCAGUGAUAUAAAUAAUAGUGUGUCAGGCUACAACUGGUGGUAGUAAACUGGAUCAUUCCAUUUUUUCUGUUCUGUUUUGGUGACUCACGAUAUGUCUUCAUUAUAUUCCAAUUUUUUUCUCCUUUUACUAGAAGGUUCAUUAAGUUUAGAUUUUAAAGUUACAAACUAUGUUAGUAAUGUAUCUGUUACUGAUUAUCCAGGUUAAGAGAGUGUUACUGUUUUGUUUAAGAAAUUAAUAUGCCUUUCAUUUUACUUGUAAUCUAUCACUAGUUGCCAUGGAAUUCAAGUUGCUAUUUCUUUGGUAAUGUGAAAUAACUUGGC